This is a messenger RNA of Aspergillus puulaauensis, 204 nucleotides long. RefSeq lists its product as uncharacterized. The transcript has a single exon. Lineage: Eukaryota; Fungi; Ascomycota; Eurotiomycetes; Eurotiales; Aspergillaceae. The coding region runs from base 1 to 204 and encodes 67 amino acids. The record is from RefSeq and is a predicted model, not a curated record.
AUGUCGGGCUUUGAGGUUUUGCGGGCGCGUAAACUUGUAAACUUGACGGAUGCCCCAAUCGGCCCACGCUAUGACAAGGAGGGGCGGAAAGAGGAGCAUAAGGAUGAGGAAGUAGAGUACUUCUUUGAUGGCGCGUCGUACUUUCUCCAUGUUUCCAGUGCGGACGUGAUACUUGCUUCCAGAGUUAGCGUCAGUUACGAAUGA